CAAGGGGCGGAAUGGGGGGGCUUGUUGAUAAGUAUACAUGACGUCAGCAGUAUUGCGCAGCCGCAGCCAAAAAGGCGAAGAUGGUGCUCAUCAAGGAAUACCGCGUUGUCUUACCCUGCACUGUUGAAGAGUACCAAGUGGGGCAGUUGUUCUCCGUAGCAGAGGCCAGUAAGAAUGAGACUGGGGGAGGGGAGGGCAUUGAGGUCCUGAAGAAUGAGCCCUACGAGAAGGAUGGAGAGAAGGGCCAAUACACGCACAAAAUCUACCACCUGAAGAGUAAAGUCCCAGCCUUCGUGAAGAUGAUCGCACCGGAGGGCUCUCUCGUCUUCCACGAGAAGGCUUGGAAUGCCUACCCUUACUGCCGGACCAUUGUAACGAAUGAAUACAUGAAAGAUGACUUCCAAAUCAAAAUCGAGACAUGGCAUAAACCCGAUCAAGGAAAACUCGAGAAUGUUCAUAAACUUGACAACUCAACAUGGAAGACGGUGGAGGUGGUGCCCAUUGACAUCGCAGACAGAGAUCAAGUAGCCGCCGGAGACUAUAAGCCUGAUGAGGACCCAGCGGAGUUCAAAUCAGUCAAGACUGGACGGGGCCCUCUGGGGCCCAACUGGAAGAAGGAGCUCGAUAAGACAGACUGCCCCCGCAUGUGUGCUUAUAAACUGGUCACUGUCAAGUUCAAGUGGUGGGGCCUGCAGAGCAAAGUGGAGGGCUUCAUUCACAGACAAGAGAAGCGGAUCUUCACCAACUUCCACCGCCAGCUCUUCUGCUGGAUUGACAAGUGGGUGGAGUUGACCAUGGAGGACAUCAGGAGAAUGGAGGCGGAGACACAGAAAGAGCUGGAGGAGAUGCGUAAGACGGGCUUGGUGCGAGGAACGAAGGCCUCAGAUGAGUAGCCGCUCCAGGUGUAGGUCUGAGCGAGGCUGUCUUCGCAAACAGGGUCAAGUGCGAGGAACCAGCGCUGCUGCCGACGAAUGAGAGCAACAUUUCACCAUGGCUGCGACCGCGAUACGAACACCUACACCCCCCCGAAACAACCACAGAGCUUCUUACGCCCUCCCACCCAAUCAGGAUGUAGAGGGAUGGGAUUUGUCACUGUCGAUCAUUAGAACUGUUUCCCCGACAAUUGACCCAAUCACAGAAUUUGUCGACAGAAUUACCAGUGCUUUUAGAAUGACAGAGAACGGUUCUUUCACCCAGCCUGCGUUAGAACUGCCUCUCCCCCUUCAGUUCCCCCGUCACUUCAUUCCAGAGAGCGAUUGCAGGCUGACCGUACACAACAGGAGAGGAAAAAGCACAGAUAUCUCAAAAAUUGGCACGGCUUUCAUCUUUGAAUCAGAGCGAGCUCUCCGAAAAGAUUUAUCCUGACUUUAGCUAGCUGCUUUUACCCCCCCCCCCCCCCC
Clupea harengus (Atlantic herring) is the source of this 1400-nucleotide messenger RNA. RefSeq names its product phosphatidylinositol transfer protein beta isoform. The record is from RefSeq and is a predicted model, not a curated record. Gene Ontology annotation, biological process: phospholipid transport. Gene Ontology annotation, cellular component: cytoplasm. Gene Ontology annotation, molecular function: phosphatidylinositol binding; phosphatidylinositol transfer activity; phosphatidylcholine binding. Lineage: Eukaryota; Metazoa; Chordata; Actinopteri; Clupeiformes; Clupeidae.